CGGGCAAGUGGGCAGCGGAGGAGAGGCGCCCUAGCCGCGGGGAGCCGUGCGCGCCGGGGCUUUGUGCGCAUGGCGGCGGCAGCAGCGAGAGGGCGAGGGCAGAAAGGCGCUGGGUGCCCGCGGCGGGCCAGGGAGCUGCCCGCCGCUCCUCUCUAGCAUCACAACAAAGGCGAGAGGAGAGGGCAGAGCGAGCGAGAGAGCGCAGCCGGGUAAACAGCUGGGGAAGGAGCCAGGAGAGGAGCCUCAGAGCUGAGUGGGUGUGAGAGAGAAAGAUGGCCUCUUCCCAAGGGCCCCCAGGCUCCACGCUAGGAGGCGGAUCUGUGCAGGGUGCUCCAGAGGCCUCGACGGAUGGAGAAGACGAUGCCGGGGAGGCGUUUGUGUUUGAGGACAGCGAGGAAGAGGAGGAGAGCGCGAGGCUGGUGGUGAGCAAUGCCAGGACUGAGCUGGGCACCCGGGAAGCACUGCAGGACCCUUCCCCCAGGCGGCGAUCGAGCCUCAGCGAUGACCUGGAGCCCCUGGACGAAUGGGAGGCUGAGGAAGCCCUGCUCGAGGGGCGGGCCCUAGUGGGCCAGGCGGACUCCAGCACCAGCCUUGAUCUCCUGGGCUCACAGUCACAGACAGAGUUUGUUGUCAGCAAUGGGGACCUGGUGGAAGGCUCCCAUGGCGUGUCGCGAUCCUUCAGCUGGAGGAGGAAAAGUUUCCGGCGAGGAAAGGUUAAUCCCCCAGCCCCGGAAGAAGACGUGAUCUAUGACGAUGUUCCUUAUGAAAACGUGGACCCGGAUCAGCGUGAUUCAGAGAGAAGCCUGAUUUAUGAGGACAUCCAUCAAGACAAAGAGCUGCAGGAGGCUGAGGACCUCGGCUGGAGCUCCAGUGAGUUCGAAAGCUACAGCGAGGACUCCGGGGAAGAGACCAAGCCGGAGGUGGAAGCUGCUAAGCCAAAAGUGUCCUUUCAGCCGAAGAUGACACAGCUGAUGAAAGCAGCCAAGAGCGGCACCAAGGAUGGGCUGGAGAAGACGAAGAUGGCCGUCAUGCGGAAAGUGACUUUCUUGCACAAGAAAGAGGUCCCAGGCGACUCGGAAGAGGAGGACAUGGGAUUUCUGGAGGUCUCCGUCACGGAUAUGAAGCACCCGCUUCCCGAACUGGGCCCCAUGCCGGAAGGGCUGAGCCCUCAGCAGGUGGUGCGGCGUCACAUCUUGGGUUCCAUUGUGCAGAGCGAGCGGAGUUACGUGGACUCCUUGAGGCGGAUCUUGCAGGAUUACAGAAACCCUCUGAUGGAGAUGGAGCCCAAAGUCCUCAGUGCCCGCAAGUGCCAGGUGGUUUUCUUCCGGGUCAAAGAGAUCCUCCAGUGCCACUCCAUGUUCCAAAUCGCCUUGUCUUCACGUGUUGCCGAGUGGGACACCACGGAGAAAAUCGGUGACCUCUUUGUGGCCUCGUUUUCCAAAUCGAUGGUGCUGGAUGUGUACAGCGAAUAUGUCAACAACUUCACCACCGCCAUGUCCCUGAUCAAGAAGGCCUGCCUCACUAAGGGUGGCUGUUCCUCUUCUCGGCAGAAGCGGCAGAUGGCCAGCGUAGACCGGGUCACUCUGUACGGGCUGAUGGUGAAACCCAUCCAGAGAUUCCCCCAGUUCAUUCUUCUGCUGCAGGACAUGCUGAAGAACACCCCAAAGGGCCACCCGGACCGGCUGUCGCUCCAGCUGGCGCUGACCGAACUGGAGACCUUGGCAGAGAAGCUCAACGAGCAGAAGCGGCUGGCCGACCAGGUGGCUGAGAUCCAGCAGCUGACCAAGAGCGUCAGCGACCGCAGCAGCCUCAACAAGCUGCUGAGUUCGGGCCAGCGGCAGCUGUUGCUUUGCGAGACUCUGACGGAAACCGUUUACGGCGACCGGGGGCAACUCAUCAAAUACAAGGAGAAAUUUUUUCUGAACGACAUGCUGGUGUGCGCCAAUAUCAAUUUCAAGGGACAGUUGGAGAUCAGCAGCCUCGUCCCCCUGGGCCCCAAAUACAUUGUGAAGUGGAAUUCUGCCCUCCCGCAGAUCCAGGUGGUGGAAGUCGGGCAGGAGAGCUGCACCCACGAGAAGGACAACGUGGUCAUCCAGAACGUGGGCUCCAAGAAGCACAUGCCAACCAGCCAGUCUUCUCACAACAGAGUCUACCUGGGCCCGCCCCGCCUCUUCCAGGAGCUCCAGGACCUACAGAAGGAUCUGGCCGUCGUGCAGCAGAUAACCCUGCUCGUCAGCACCCUCCACGGCACCUACCAGAAUCUGAACAUGACGGUGGCUCAGGACUGGUGCUUGGCACUGCAGCGGCUCAUGAGAGUGAAGGAGGAAGAGAUCCACUCGGCCAACAAGUGCCGCCUCCGUCUCCUGCUCCCGGGAAAGCCAGACAAGUCUGGUCGCCCCAUCAGCGUCAUGGUGGUCUUCAUCACUCCCAACCCCCUCAGCAAGAUCUCCUGGGUGAACCGCCUGCACUUGGCCAAGAUUGCCCUCCGGGAAGAAAACCAGCCUGGCUGGCUGUGUCCCGAGGAAGAUAAGAAGAGCAAAGCUCCCUUCUGGUGCCCCAUCUUGGUUUGCCGCGUGCUCGCCUUUUCCUCCAAGGCUCUCGACCUGCAGCUUGGAGCGGCCGUGCACAGCCCUGUCCAUUCCUCACUGCUGGGUUUCUCGGCCAUCAGCACUUCUCUGCCGCAAGGCUACCUCUGGGUUGGGGGCGGCCAGGAAGGGGCCGGGGGCCAAGUGGAGAUUUUUUCCCUGAAUCGUGCAGUGCCUCGGACGGUGAAGUCCUUCCCCGUGGCCUCCCAGGUCCUCUGCAUGGAAUACAUUCCAGAGAGGAGCGAAGAGGAGAAAGUGGAAGAUUCUCAACCAGCUGCCGAGCCCCCGCUGCUGCCACAGCCGGCCAUUUGCCUGGGGCUACAGGAUGGCAGCAUCCUGGUGUAUGGAAGCGUGGACACAGGGACACAGUGCCUCCUGACCUGCAAAAGCCCGGGGCUCCAGCCGGUUCUCUGCUUGAAACACAGCCCCGACUUUCUCUUUGCUGGCCUGCAGAAUGGCACCGUAGCGGCUUACUCUAGAAACAGUGGGGGCCUUUGGGAUGCGGCAGCCGAGCCCAGCUGCCUGGCGGUGGGGCCGGCCCCGGUCCGAACGCUGCUGAGCUUGGAUGAUGCCGUUUGGGCCAGCUGUGGCAACCAAGUCACCGUGUUGGAUGCCGCCACGCUGAAGGCGCAGCAAACCUUCGAAGCCCACCCAGAGGAGGAAGCCAGUGUCACUCACAUGAUCAAGGCGGGCAGUGGGGUCUGGAUGGCUUUCUCUUCGGGGUCCUCCAUCCGCCUCUUUCAUACGGAGACCUUGGAACACCUACAGGAGAUCAAUGUUGCGACACGGACCACUUUUGCCCUGCCAGGCCAGAAGAACGUCCGCGUCACCAGCCUCCUGAUUUGCCAGGGCCUGCUGUGGGUGGGCACUGACCAAGGCAUCCUGGUCCUCUUGCCCGUGUCCAGGCUGGAGGGCAUCCCCAAGAUCACGGGGAAAGGCAUGGUCUCCCUCAAUGGCCACUGUGGGCCGGUGGAGUUCUUGGCCGUCGCCCUCAGCACCCUGGCGCCAGACAUCUUGAAGAGCGACAAGGAGGAGGAGGAGGAGGAGCCAGUGGCGGACCCCCCGCCUACCGAAGACGAGAAGCAGGACAGGAGAUCCUCAGAGCUGGCUGCCCAGGAGAGCCCCCCCACGCAGGAGAGGAGGAAGAAGGGCGUCCUCUUGCAGUACCGCCUCCGGUCCACCUCUCACCUCCCCGGGCAGCUGCUCUCGGUGAGGGAGCCUCCGUCCACCGCUGGUGGGAACUCUCUGGAGCACACGGAGGAAGACGGGUCCAUUUACGAAAUGGCUGACGACCCUGACGUCUGGGUGCGGAGCCGGCCGUGCGCGAGGGACACUCACCGCAAGGAGAUCUCUUCCCUGGCGGUCAUCUCUGGCGGGCGGGGCUACCGGAACUUCAACCCAAACGGCAGACUGCCGGCCAGCAGCGAGACCGACAGCACUUUGCUCAUGUGGCAGGUCCCUCUGAUGCUAUAGCCCUGCGCUUUCCCCUUCCCCCGCCCUCCUCU
Gekko japonicus is the source of this 4090-nucleotide messenger RNA. RefSeq names its product Rho guanine nucleotide exchange factor 10 like (gene ARHGEF10L). Gene Ontology annotation, cellular component: cytosol. Gene Ontology annotation, molecular function: guanyl-nucleotide exchange factor activity; protein binding. The record is from RefSeq and is a predicted model, not a curated record. Lineage: Eukaryota; Metazoa; Chordata; Lepidosauria; Squamata; Gekkonidae. Gene Ontology annotation, biological process: SREBP signaling pathway; positive regulation of stress fiber assembly; actin cytoskeleton organization.